This is a messenger RNA of Anopheles darlingi, 4597 nucleotides long. RefSeq names its product knirps-related protein-like. The transcript has 3 exons. The coding region runs from base 1189 to 3045 and encodes 618 amino acids. Gene Ontology annotation, biological process: regulation of DNA-templated transcription. Lineage: Eukaryota; Metazoa; Arthropoda; Insecta; Diptera; Culicidae. The record is from RefSeq and is a predicted model, not a curated record. Gene Ontology annotation, molecular function: DNA-binding transcription factor activity; zinc ion binding; sequence-specific DNA binding.
UGAUCGUCGCCGUCGUCGUCGUCGCAGUCGCGCAGCAUCGUUUCGUUCGGCGUCCUCGGGAGUUGUGUGUCCUGUUGUGUAGCAGUAACAGUAGAGCGGACGUAGCACGCGCCACGCGGAAGGGAUUUACCUACACACCCCCAUCCACCCACCCAGCCACCGCCGCCAACCCAACCGGUGGUAGUGUCUGUAGUUGCCACCGGGUGCAGGUUGCAACAAGUGCACUCCCUGCGUCGUCGUUGUUGUCGGUCAGUUGUGCUCCGGUUCUAAACGCGUACGGUUCCUUGCGGUGCGGUAUAUAGUGAUUACUUAAUCAAGUGUGAUCGAUCAAGUGAUCGUGAUACAGAGGGCGAACAAGGCGAUACCGCGAUCUACUUGAAGUACCUUAUUUGCGGUUCAAUCCCGGAGUUAACUACGUCGAUUUGUCAACGUCGAAGCGGACCUAUUAGUGUUCCUAGUUAUCGCAGUGACCCGGGGAUUCGGGGAUCAAUCAAUACAAUUGAGUGUAAAUUGGAUCAUUGAGGACCGCCAACCCAACCGCCACAACAACAACGAAAAAUCGAAACAGUAACAGGGCAGAGUGCUAACCGGUACGACAAACAACACAACAAGGGAGACACAUUUUUACGGGACCAAAAAACCGUCGGAUCUGUAACGACCAACCACGCGUGUCGUUGAAAACUAUAUCACCCGAAAGCGAGAGAGAUCACGCGUCUGCGAGGAUCCGAUUCCGGCAUAUCCGCCAAGUUGGGGCACGUGCCACACGCGUCGUGAGAAUUGCUUGUGACAACUUGUACGGGGCGUUAACUAGAGCUCGCCGGAGGGCCCCCAUUUUGUGAGUCCCUCAAAUUUGUGACAUUUCAAUGAAGAGUGAAGCGACCGAUCGAUCGAUGAGCGCUGUGGUGUGUUCAUAACAGGGUGAACAAACACUUUGUACCACCACCGUUUGCGUGUGUGUGUGUGGGUGUGUGUUUUGUAUGUGUGCCUGUGUGUACGUAUGUGUGUGUGUGCCUGUAUCCUGUACGGACGAAGUCAUUUGAUUGAGUGUGAAAAUCGCAAAACCGUGAAGUUGAAGUCGUUUGGAUUGAAGGAUUGAGUGCAUUCGGCGUCAGAGAGAGAGAGAGAGAGAGGAUUUGGAAGGAGAGCUACUCGUUCACCAGCUACUAGCCGGCGCAGCAGUUUGACAAGAUGAAUCAGCAGUGCAAAGUGUGUGGUGAACCGGCGGCCGGAUUCCAUUUCGGUGCCUUCACUUGCGAAGGCUGCAAGUCCUUUUUUGGCCGAUCGUACAACAAUCUAUCGUCGAUCUCGGAGUGCAAAAACAACGGCGAAUGUAUCAUCAACAAGAAGAACCGGACGGCGUGUAAAGCGUGCCGGUUGCGCAAGUGUCUGAUGGUCGGCAUGUCCAAGAGUGGCUCACGGUAUGGACGUCGCUCGAAUUGGUUCAAGAUACACUGUCUGCUGCAGGAGCAACAGCAGGCCGCCCAGCAGCACCAACAGCAGCAUCAGCAGCAGCAACAGCAGCAGCAGGGCAAUCACCAGAAAACCCCGCAGCAGAUCGGUAUGCAUCCGGGCAUGUUCCAUGGUGCCUACCCGCACGGGAUGUACCCGAGGCCACCGUGCACCAAGGAGGAACUGAUGCUGCUCGGUCUGGAGGAGUACAGUAAGCAUCCGUCGGCUUCGCCAUCGGUCAGCUCUCCGGAUAGCCACAAUUCGGACAGUUCGAACGAGAUCAACGAUCGACGUAAUGCGCUGCUACGGCAGGGCAAGCUACACCACGAAGCGGCCGCCCUCAGUAACAAGGACCUCUUCCUGCCACUGCCAUUCGGUGGAUUGCCGUUGAUGCCACCGCCGGGCUUUCUGCCUUCGUCGCAUCUCAUGUUUCCGGGCUUCCAUCCGGCGCUCUAUUCGCAUCCACAGGCGGGUCUGCUAAAACCGGCCGAUUCGCAUCUGACGCUGCCCAGUUCGCCCUUAGCGAACAACAACAACAGUCGCUUUACGCCAAAUCAUAAUACCGAACCGAGUGCACACCCGGUAACGCCCGGUAGCAAUGGUAACGCCAAUGAGAAUGCCAGCGGCAAAUCACCGGAUCCGUACGCGAAGCGCUUCAUUUUGGAUCAGGUGCUGGAAUCGCAGCGUUGUCCGAGCAAUGGUACGGCCAAUGGUAGCGAUAAGGAGGAGCAGGAACCGGAAGAUGUUGGACCGGCAACGAUGACACCACCACGAUCACCGAUUGUCGUCGUAUCGCAGCCUUCUUCGAUCGUCGCUCGGCAGCAUACGCCUGAGAGUAACAACCACAACCACAACCACAACCACCACCAUCAUCAUCAUCAGCAGCGACAGGAGCACCAGCAGCAGCAGCAGCAGCAGCAGCCAGUGCCGCUGCAUCAGGACAAUCCGAUCGAUUUGAGUAUGAAGACGGGUAGUAGCUGCACAUCCGGAGAAGAUCGACGAUCGUCAAUGUCGGGCGCCGAAUCGAACGGAUCCGACGAUGAAGCUCACGCCGAAAGUGGCCGUUCAUCGUCCGGACUGGAUAAGUACAAGUAUGCGGUUGCUGCUGCUGCUGCGGCGGCGGCAGCGGCUGCUGCGGCUACUGCUACGGUGACCACCACCGGUGUUCCCGGUAAAACGACUCCUAACAACAACAAUAACAACAACAACAAUAUUAUCAGCAAUAACCACGAACCACACCACAAACGGCACCAACCGUCGUCGUCGUCGUCACCAUCGUCGCCGCGCUGUCACGAACCAUCACUGACACCUUCGCCACCAACUCAGCAACGUCUUGCGUCACCACCGCAACCGGAAUCACCGCCACUGGUCCGAUCGUCGGUGCACCACCAUCGGCACCAGCAUCUGCAGCAGCAGCAGCUUCACCAUCAUCACCAUCUGCAGCACCUUCGGCAUCGCCACGCAAUCGGUACGCACCAUCAUGGUGGUAGUGGCAGUGAGUCAGACCUAGAACCGGAAGAGACCGAGUAUGAGCGUGAGGUGAAGCGAAUGAAGCUGCAAGGUACCACACCGCUCGAUCUGACAACCAAGGUUUGAGGACACACACAAAAGCGAAAUGGUAGCCGAGCGAAAGCACACGCACACAGUAAGCCACAGCAGUGAUAACUGUUAUCGCGCGUGAGUGAGAAGAAGUUUGUGAGCUCGCAAGAACGAAAACAGCAAUAUCGACUCAUUGUAUGACGAGAAAAAACCUUUAGGCUGACCCCCGCCCUCCCGGGGUAGGCAGCACAUUACCAAAGAUCGGUUGGCUUAGAAGAAUAGGCCCCCCGAUAGUGAUCAUGACUCAUGGCCAUGAUCGGGAAGAUUGUAAAUAUUUUACAGCGAUAGCGUUGUGAGCCCUGCUGGUGCUUAGGAAACAGAUUUAAGCGAUUCAGUAGCUAGUGAAUGUGAACCCUUUUUGUUUAUUUUGCAAUGUCUGCACUCGGCAGCGAACGAGUGAAGAGAGAAUACCAUGACAGUACUAGAACCAGAACAGGGACAGCGUCCAGCAUCCCUGUUGACCCUGUUUGCUUGUUGGAUAGGAAAUUGUUUAAAGUAGUAGCGUGAACAACAACAUGUGCCAGUAUUCUGUGGAUUAUAUACCAUGCAUUGUGUGUAUGUGUGUGUGUGUGUGUGUUAGCAUUAUCUGUUCAAACCCCAGGACACAGUGGCCAGUAGCAGAUACCACGUUGUAACGUGCCGCAGGCAUGACAUUUAGCACUGCAUUAUAGGUCGUCGUCGCCGUCGCUGUCGCCGUCGUUGUCGGUGCUCCUCUAAAGCAAACAUUCGACUCGACGCGCAUGUCCCAUGUAGCUUAAUUUAUACCAAUUAUCACAUUUACCAAACACAAUUAUGCGGCACACUUUAGGGCGGUUUGAGCUUAAUAGAUGAUAUAUUAGCAUCUCUUUUUCCGGAACACUCAAACGUUCCGCGUCGAAGCGAGGAAUCUCCUCUGCAACUGUGCAGACGGCGGGGGAAGGGGACACGAGUGCUGACACCAAAGCAGCUUCUACAGUUCCCACACACUGUGCCACUGCACUGCAUACGGUGAGAGUGCUGUGCGGUUAAAUGUGUCGUAUUCAAAUCGAGAAUGUGAUUAACUGUAAGCUGCUCGAAUAUGCACAUAAAACGCACCCUUGACAGCGGUACAUUUUUAUUCGAAGCAAACGUUAUCCUCCUUCUUUCCUAAGACAAAUGUUACCCCUAUGCGUUGCGCCAAAUUGAUCUUUAUCCCCCUACUAUGGCCCCCCUCUCCCAAAAUACUAUGUCCUAUUUAUGAAAAAAACAAAAGCAAAAGAACGGACAGUCGCCGUUGGUUCCGCUUAGACGAUAGUUGCAACUGUUAUUAAAUGUUGAGUGUAAGAUUAGUUAAAAUUUUAGCAUAGCUUAUCGAGUGUGACCACCAAUUAGAGAAGAAUCGUGUAGAUUUAAAUUAAAUUUACCUUCCCCCCAUCACGUUAUAAUAAACAAUGGCGCCCAUUUUUAUCGACAUCGAAGAAAAGGAUGGAUGGAGGCAUCAGUUCGUUUAGCUUAGGUUUAGCACGAAGCCCCCUAGGAAGAAUGUUAUGGAAGAGAGCGAAAGAUAUAAAAAAUGUGGAAAAAAUAAACA